This is a messenger RNA of Lathyrus oleraceus (garden pea), 3477 nucleotides long. Its product is annotated as DNA repair endonuclease UVH1. Gene Ontology annotation, molecular function: damaged DNA binding; single-stranded DNA binding; single-stranded DNA endonuclease activity. Bases 236 to 3196 code for a protein of 986 amino acids. NCBI's taxonomy places the organism in Eukaryota, Viridiplantae, Streptophyta, Magnoliopsida, Fabales, Fabaceae. The record is from RefSeq and is a predicted model, not a curated record. The transcript is spliced from 9 exons. Gene Ontology annotation, biological process: nucleotide-excision repair involved in interstrand cross-link repair; double-strand break repair via homologous recombination; resolution of meiotic recombination intermediates. Gene Ontology annotation, cellular component: nucleotide-excision repair factor 1 complex.
GAGAAGGGAACUAACAAGUUGGUAAUGAAAACGUCCGAAGAAUUUCUUACUUAAAUUAGUUAAAAUUACAAAAUUUCGCGGGGACGAUUUCGCGGUUGGUUUACAGUUGAAAUUUACAAUCCAGAGUUCAUUCGUAAUUUUCAAUUUCAAACCAAGGAACAUACAAAUCGUAGUUUGUGUUCACCGUAAUACUAAUUCUCAAAAACUGAAUCAAACUUGAAAAUUUUCAUCCACAAUGGUUCUUCAAUUCCACGAACACAUAAUCACAGAGCUUCUCGAAGACACCAAUGGCGGUCUCGUCAUUCUCUCUUCAGGUCUCUCUCUAUCGAAACUCAUUUCAUCUCUUCUCCUUCUCCACUCCACUUCUCAGGGAACACUUCUCAUUCUAUCUCCUUCUUCCGCUACUCUCAAAUCCAAAAUCAAUUUCCAUCUCAAAACCCUAAACCCCCAAUUCUACCAAGUCCCCGUCGAAAUCACCGCCGACCUCCCCGUUAAUCACCGUCACUCCCUCUACUCAUCCGGCUCCGUCUGUUUCAUUACCCCUAGAAUCCUCAUCGUUGAUCUUCUCACUAAUAAACUACCUGCCUCAAUUAUCUCCGGACUCAUCAUCCUCAACGCUCAUUCCGUUUCGGAGACUUCCACUGAAGCUUUUAUUGUUAGGAUUUUUCGUUCUCUCAAUCGAAGUGCGUUUGUUCGUGUUUUCUCCGAUAGGCCACAAGCGAUGGUUUCGGGUUUUGCGAAGGCGGAGAGAACUAUGAAGUGUUUGCAUAUUCGUAAGCUGCAUCUUUGGCCGAGAUUUCAGGUUUAUGUUUCGCAGGAGCUUGAGCAGGACCCGCCGGAUGUUGUGGAUAUUAGGGUUCCGAUGAGUAAGUACAUGAUGGGGAUUCAGAAGGCUAUUAUUGAAGUUAUGGGUGCGUGUUUGAAGGAGAUGAGGAAGACGAAUAAGGUUGAUGUGGAGGAUUUGACUGUGGAGAAUGGGUUGUUCAAGUCGUUUGAUGAGAUUGUUAGGAGACAGUUGGAUCCAAUUUGGCAUACUUUGGGGAAACAGACUAAGCAACUCGUCUCUGAUCUCAAGACCUUGAGGAAAUUGUUGGAUUAUCUAGUCAGGUAUGAUGCGGUGACUUACUUGAAAUAUUUGGAUACACUUAGAGUGUCGGAGAGUUUUCGAUCUGUUUGGAUUUUUGCAGAGGCGAGCUAUAAGAUAUUUGACUAUGCAAAGAAACGUGUUUAUCAUCUUGUGAGGUCAGAUGGUAUGAAAUUGGACGAGUCUAGUAAAGGUGUCAAAAACAAAAAGAAAAAAGUCAAGGGGGAUAACAAAGACACUGAAGAAGCUGAUGUCACUUCCUCAACCAGUUCAAAUCAUGGCAUAGUUUUGGAGGAAGUCUUGGAAGAAGCACCAAAGUGGAAGGUCUUACGUGAUAUUCUUGAAGAGGUAGAGGAGGAAAGACAAAAGCAAGGCAUGUUGAGGGAAGAGGUUUUGGCUGAAGGUGAAGACACCAGCAAUGGCAUUGUAUUAGUGGCAUGUAAAGAUGAAAGGUCGUGCUUGCAGCUCGAAGAAUGCAUCACCAACAGUUCGAAAAAGGUCAUGCGAGACGAAUGGAAAAAGUACUUACUAAGCAAAGUACAGCUGCGAGAUGUAGUGCAUAAGAAUAAGAAAAAGAAGUCAAAGGAGCCUAAGGGUUUUGGGAUUCUUAAUGGAGUCACUCCCAUAUCCCCUGCACAGAAUACAGAAACCAGUGGCGUUAAUAAGCAGGAGCAUGAUGCACUUAUGGCGGCAGCUUCAAAACUGCGAAAUCUUGCUGAAAAUAAUCAUGUUGUCGAAGAUACACCUCAGUCUAAUAUGGGGGGACAUGUUCGGGGAAAAGGCAAGAGAAAGUUGGCAAAUAGAAAUGACCCAAUCAUUAUUGAUGGCUCUGGUGUUCAGAGUAAUAAUGAGGAAGUGACAAGUGGUAAAAUUGGGAUGCCUGAUACAAAAAAUGAAGCCCAUAUGGAUGAAACUAGUCCUGUCAGUGCUGGUAGAUUUUGUGAAACCAAACAUGGGGGGAUAUCUGUAGAUGACACGGUUCUUCGGAGGCAUACCUGUCCUAAUGCCAUGGCAAAAGACGGGAAGCCACUACCACCAGUACAUUUUUAUGCCCUAGAAAGUGAUCAGCCUAUACUGGACAUAUUAAAGCCCUCUAUAAUAGUCGUUUACCAUCCAGACAUGACCUUUGUAAGAGAAAUUGAAGUCUACAAAGCUGAGAAUCCCUCAAAAAAGUUAAAGGUAUAUUUUAUUUUCUAUGAAGAUUCAACUGAGGUGCAGAAGUUUGAAGCAAGUAUACGUAGAGAGAAUGGAGCAUUUGAAUCUUUGAUCAGGCAAAAAUCUAUGAUGAUGAUUCCAGUUGAUCAGAGUGGGCAUGGUUUAGGAUUGAAUUUUACCCCAGAUUCAGAUUUAAAUACUGCCCAAAACUCAAUAACUAGAAAAGCAGGGGGGAGAAAGGAGGUUGGUAAAGAAAUGCAGGUCAUUGUGGACAUGCGAGAAUUCAUGAGCAGCCUUCCAAAUAUUCUUCAUCAAAAGGGAAUGCGCAUAAUUCCGGUAACCCUUGAAGUUGGUGACUAUAUCUUAUCACCUUUAAUUUGCGUGGAAAGAAAAAGUAUUCAAGAUCUCUUCCAGAGUUUCACAUCAGGUCGUCUAUACAAUCAGGUGGACACAAUGCUGCGAUAUUAUAGGAUACCUGUGCUCUUGAUUGAGUUUUCACAGGAUAAGAGCUUCUCAUUUCAGUCUGCCAGUGAUAUUGGUGAUGAUGUGACACCCAAUAGCAUUAUAUCAAAGUUGUCAUUGCUUGCUCUACAUUUUCCCCGGCUACGAAUAAUCUGGUCUCGAAGUUUGCAUGCUACUUCUGAAAUAUUUGCUUCACUGAAGGCAAAUCAAGAUGAACCAGAUGAAACAAAAGCAAUGAGAGUGGGUGUCCCCUCAGAAGAAGGAAUUGUGGAAAAUGAUGUGAGGGCUGAAAAUUACAACACAUCGGCUGUGGAGUUUCUAAGACGACUUCCAGGUGUUUCAGAUUCUAAUUAUAGGGCCAUAAUGGACGGGUGUAAAAGUUUGGCAGAACUUGCACUUAUUCCAGUAGAAAAGCUAGCUGAAAUAAUGGGUGGUCAUAAGGCUGCUCAGACCCUUAGAGACUUUCUAGAUGCUAAAUAUCCCACUUUGUUGUGAGGCAAGAAGACAACUCAUUUAGCUCAAUUCAUGGGGUUUACCCUGUGUCCACUUUGAAACAACAAUUUGUUGUAUUGCUUCAGAAGUUCGAGAAUGCAGUAUGAAACACCGAACCAAAUGAAGGCUUAGAAAUGGUACUAACAAAGUAUUUGGAUUAUGCAUCAUUAUGUCAUCACUGGGUCUAUUAUUUCUCACAUUCAUGUUCAUCACUCCAAUGUAAUGUUUAAACCGCGCAUCGUCAUUUUUUUUUUGUUAUUAUUUAUUAUUAUUAUUAUUAUUAU